Messenger RNA from Brassica rapa (field mustard), 2365 nucleotides. RefSeq names its product ABC transporter F family member 5. Gene Ontology annotation, molecular function: ATP binding; ATP hydrolysis activity. Lineage: Eukaryota; Viridiplantae; Streptophyta; Magnoliopsida; Brassicales; Brassicaceae. The record is from RefSeq and is a predicted model, not a curated record.
ACCAUUUAGAUAGAAGAAACCUCUUUAUCAAACCACACUCUCUCUCUCUCGCUCGCCCAGAGAGUUUCUUCCUCUGCUCCAUCUCGAUUCAGUAGAGCAAGAUUCUCUCCCGAGAUCCAAACUUUCAAUCAUGGGUUUAUCCACGAACCUCCACACCAUCAACCUCCGCUCCACUCUCUUCCCCGGCGGCCUCCGCCCAUCUCCAAACUUCAUCAAAGUCUCCUCCUUUCCAACCCCUAGGCGCGAAACCUCCGCCACAAUCAGAUCAUCCCAACUCUCCACAAUCGCCCCCGUAAAAGAGCAACAAAACGACGUCGAAUCACUCUUCUCCACCCCAACGUCCCAACAAGACUCCGACCGCAAACGAAACAACGGAAAAAACUCCUCCUCCGGCGUCUCCUCCGGCGUCAAGCUCGAGAACAUAAGCAAAACCUACAAAGGCCUCACCGUCCUCAAAGACGUCUCCUGGGAGGUGAAGCGCGGCGAGAAAGUAGGCUUAGUCGGCGUCAACGGCGCGGGCAAAACGACGCAGCUUCGAAUCAUAACGGGCCAAGAAGAGCCAGACUCGGGCCACGUGAUCAAGGCCCGGCCCAACAUGAAAGUGGCCUUUUUGAGCCAGGAGUUCGAGGUGUCGAUGAGCAGGACGGUUAAGGAGGAGUUCAUGAGCGCCUUCAAGGAGGAGAUGGAGGUUGCUGAUAAGCUCGAGAGAGUUCAGAAGGCUAUUGAGGGUUCGGUUGAUGAUUUGGAGCUCAUGGGGAGGUUGCUUGAUGAGUUUGAUUUGCUGCAGAGGAGGGCUCAGGCUGUGAGUUUGGAUAGUGUUGAUGCGAAGAUUAGUAGGCUGAUGCCGGAGCUGGGGUUUGCGGCGGAGGAUGCUGAUAGGCUUGUGGCUUCGUUUAGUGGUGGGUGGCAGAUGAGGAUGUCGCUUGGGAAGAUUCUGCUUCAGGAUCCUGAUUUGCUGCUACUCGAUGAACCUACAAACCAUUUGGAUCUCGACACCAUCGAAUGGCUCGAAGGCUAUUUGCAAAAGCAAGAGGUUCCCAUGGUCAUCAUCUCACACGACAGAGCCUUCCUCGACCAGCUCUGCACCAAAAUCGUCGAAACCGAGAUGGGUGUCUCCAGGACAUUCGAAGGCAACUACUCGCAGUACGUCAUCUCCAAAGCAGAGUGGAUCGAAACUCAGAACGCAGCUUGGGAGAAGCAGCAGAAAGAGAUCGAAUCAACUAAGGACUUAAUCGCUAGGCUCGGUGCUGGUGCAAACUCUGGCCGUGCUUCCACUGCAGAAAAGAAACUAGAGAAGCUGCAAGAGCAGGAGCUUAUAGAGAAGCCUUUCCAGAGGAAGCAGAUGAAGAUCAGGUUUCCGGAGCGUGGGACUAGUGGGAGAUCUGUAGUCACGGUUAAGAACGUUGAUUUUGGUUUUGAGGAUAAGAUGCUGUUCAAGAAGGCGAAUCUAGCGAUAGAGAGAGGAGAGAAGAUUGCUAUCAUUGGCCCCAACGGGUGUGGCAAAAGCACGUUGCUGAAGCUUAUAAUGGGUUUAGAGAAGCCAACCAAAGGUGAAGUUAUACUUGGAGAGCACAAUGUAUUACCAAACUACUUUGAACAGAACCAGGCUGAGGUUCUUGAUUUGGAUAAGACAGUUCUUGAAACGGUUUGUGAAGCUGCGGAAGACUGGAGAAGUGAUGAUGUAAAAGGUCUUCUAGGACGGUGCAACUUCAAAGCAGACAUGCUUGAUCGGAAAGUCUCUCUUUUGAGCGGUGGCGAGAAAGCGCGUCUUGCUUUCUGCAAAUUCAUGGUGACGCCUUCGAAUGUGCUUGUUUUGGAUGAACCGACCAAUCACUUGGACAUUCCUUCUAAAGAGAUGCUCGAGGAAGCGAUAAACGAGUACCAAGGCACAGUUAUUGCAGUCUCACACGACCGGUACUUCAUCAAACAGAUUGUUAACAGAGUGAUAGAAGUUGAAGAUGGUUGUUUGGAAGAUUACGCCGGAGACUACAAUUAUUACUUGGAGAAGAACCUGGAAGCUAGAGCAAAGGCGGUGGAGAGAGAAGCGGAGCUAGAAGAGAAAGCACCGAAAGUGAAGGCGAAGUCAAAGAUGUCAAAAGCAGAGAAAGAAGCGAGGAAGAAGCAGAAGAUGCAGGCGUUUCAACAGGCGAAACAGAAGUCAAAGGCCAGCAAGAACUCCAAGAGAUGGAACUGAAACACUGAAAGGAGUCUGAGAGAGAUAUAUAUUCUUAUAAGAAACAGUCUUCUUUACAUGUUUAUUUUGUGGAUUCAGUUUGUAUAGUUAGUUAUACUUUUUUUCAGUUUAAGGAACGAUUAAGAAACUUAACUGUCUCAGAUUUUGGAUUAGAGGACUGAUCACUACACA